AAAGAAAUAGCUGAAGAUGUUAACAAAUGGAAACACAUACCAUGCUCAUGGCUGGGAAGAAUCAACAUCGUUAAAAUGUCCAUACUACCCAAAGCAAUCUACAGAUUUAAUGUGAUCCCUAUUAAAGCACCUCUGUUAUACUUUAAAGAUCUGGAAAAAAUAGUACUUCAUUUUAUAUGGAAACAGAAAAAACCUCGAAUAGCUAAGACAUUACUCAGAAAUAAAAACAAAUCAGGCAGAAUCAUGCUACCAGACUUCAGACUGUACUAUAAAUGUAUAGUGAUCAAAACAGCAUGGUACUGGCACAAAAAUAGAGAGGUAGAUGUAUGGAACAGAAUUGAGAACCAAGAGAUGAAUCCGGACACUUAUCAUCAUUUGAUCUUUGAUAAGCUCAUCAAAAAUAUAAAUUGGGGGAAAGACUCCCUAUUUAACAAAUGGUGCUGGGUGAAUUGGCUGACGACUUGUAGAAAACUGAAACUGGACCCACACCUUUCACCUUUAACAAAAAUUGACUCUCACUGGAUAAAAGACUUAAACUUAAGACUUGAAACUAUAAAUAUUCUUGAAGAGAGUGCAGGGGAAACACUUGAAGAAAUUGGCCUGGGAGAAAACUUUAUGAGGAGGACCCCCCCAGGCAAUUGAAGGAAUACCAAAAAUACAUUACUGGGAUCUGAUCAAACUAAAAAACUUCUGCACAGCCAAGAACACACUAAUUCCAGAAAUCUCCUCCUUGACUUGGUUUACCACCAUUGUGCCUUUGGUCCUGGUGAUAACUAUGACAGCUGUCAAAGAUGCCACAGAUGACUAUUUUCGCUACAAGAGUGAUAAGCAAGUGAAUAAUCGGCAGUCUGAAGUGCUCAUCGACAGCAAAUUGCAGAAUGAAAAAUGGAUGAAUGUCAAAGUGGGAGACAUCAUUAAAUUAGAAAAUAACCAAUUUGUUGCUGCUGAUUUGCUUCUCCUAUCAAGUAGUGAGCCACAUGGUCUCUGUUAUAUUGAAACUGCUGAGCUUGAUGGUGAAACGAACCUUAAAGUCCGCCAUGCGCUGUCAGUUACCUCAGAACUUGGAGCAGAUAUUAGCAGACUUGCAAGGUUUGAUGGGAUUGUUGUCUGUGAGGCACCUAACAACAAGUUAGAUAAAUUCACGGGAGUCCUCUCGUGGAAGGGCUGCAAACACUCCCUCAGCAAUGAGAAGAUAAUCCUGAGAGGCUGCGUCCUGAGGAACACCAGCUGGUGUUUCGGAAUGGUUAUUUUCGCAGGUCCUGAUACUAAACUAAUGCAGAACAGUGGUAAGACAAAGUUUAAAAGGACAAGCCUUGAUAGAUUGAUGAAUACUCUAGUACUAUGGAUUUUUGGGUUUCUGGUAUGCUUGGGAAUUAUUCUCGCAGUAGGAAAUUCAGUCUGGGAGAAUCAAGUUGGGGAGCAGUUCAGAACUUUCCUCUUUCGGAAUGAAGGAGAGAAGAACUUUGUGUUCUCAGGAUUCUUAACAUUCUGGUCAUAUAUUAUUAUUCUUAAUACAGUUGUACCCAUCUCAUUAUAUGUGAGUGUGGAAGUAAUUCGUCUGGGACACAGUUAUUUUAUAAACUGGGAUCGGAAGAUGUAUUACUCUGGGAAAGCCACACCUGCUGAAGCUCGGACGACCACGCUCAAUGAGGAGCUGGGCCAGAUAGAAUAUGUUUUCUCUGACAAAACGGGUACCCUUACUCAAAAUAUCAUGACUUUUAAAAGAUGUUCCAUUAAUGGGAGAAUCUAUGGUGAAGUACAUGAUGAGCUGGAUCAGAAGACAGAAAUAACUAAGAAAAAAGAGCCUGUGGAUAUCUCAGUCAGAUCUCAAGCAGAUGGAACAUUUCAGUUCUCUGACCAACAUUUGAUGGAGUCCAUUAAGCUGGGCGAUCCCAAAGUGCAUGAGUUCCUUAGGUUACUUGCUCUCUGCCAUACCGUAAUGUCAGAAGAGAACAGUACAGGACAGCUGAUUUACCAAGUUCAGUCACCCGAUGAAGGGGCUCUAGUGAAUGCUGCUAGAAAUUUUGGGUUCAUUUUUAAGUCUCGGACCCCAGAGACAAUAACAAUAGAAGAAUUGGGAACACUAGUUACUUAUCAAUUGCUUGCCUUUUUGGACUUCAACAAUAUAAGAAAAAGGAUGUCUGUUAUAGUUCGAAACCCAGAAGGACAGAUCAAGCUUUAUUCCAAAGGAGCAGAUACUAUUCUGUUUGAAAAACUUCAUCCUUCCAAUGGAGACCUUCUGACUCUGACAUCAGACCAUCUCAGUGAAUUUGCAGGGGAAGGCCUUCGAACCUUGGCUAUUGCACACAGAGAUCUGGAUGACGCGUACUUUAAAGAGUGGCAUAAAAUGCUUGAAGAUGCAAAUACUGCCACAGAUGAGAGGGAUGAACGGAUAGCAGGGCUGUAUGAAGAAAUUGAAAAAGAUUUAAUGCUACUAGGUGCUACUGCUGUAGAAGAUAAGUUGCAAGAGGGUGUUAUUGAAACAGUUUCAAGUUUAUCACUAGCCAAUAUUAAGAUAUGGGUCCUCACAGGAGACAAACAAGAAACUGCUAUAAACAUCGGUUAUGCCUGCAACAUGUUGACAGAUGACAUGAACGAUGUGUUCAUCAUAGCAGGGAAUACUGCCAUAGAAGUGAGAGAAGAACUCAGGAAAGCAAAGGAAAAUUUGUUUGGACAAAAAAGAAGUUUUUUCAACGGCCAUGUAGUUUGUGAAAAAAAGCAGCAGCUGGAGCUGGACUCUGUUGUAGAAGAAACAGUGACAGGAGAUUAUGCCUUAAUCAUAAAUGGCCACAGUUUGGCCCAUGCACUAGAAAGUGAUGUCAAGAAUGACCUCCUAGAACUUGCCUGCAUGUGUAAGACUGUGGUUUGCUGCAGAGUCACCCCACUUCAGAAAGCCCAAGUAGUAGAACUGGUGAAGAAGCAUAGAAAUGCUGUCACUUUGGCCAUUGGUGAUGGAGCCAAUGACAUCAGCAUGAUUAAAAGUGCUCAUAUUGGCGUUGGCAUCAGCGGCCAGGAAGGUCUGCAAGCAGUCUUAGCCAGUGACUAUUCAUUUGCACAGUUUAGAUAUCUCCAAAGGCUUCUCCUUGUUCAUGGAAGAUGGUCCUAUUUCCGAAUGUGCAAAUUCUUAUGCUAUUUCUUCUAUAAGAAUUUUGCAUUUACACUUGUACAUUUCUGGUUUGGUUUCUUCUGUGGUUUCUCAGCCCAGACUGUUUAUGAGCAAUGGUUCAUCACCCUUUUUAACAUUGUUUACACAUCACUACCUGUUUUAGCCAUGGGAAUUUUUGACCAGGAUGUGAAUGACCAGAACAGCAUGGACUGUCCCCAGCUCUAUGAACCUGGACAGCUGAACCUACUUUUUAACAAGCGAAAAUUUUUCAUCUGCAUGUUGCAUGGAAUCUACACCUCAUUAGCCCUUUUCUUCAUCCCCUAUGGGGCCUUUUACAACGUAGCUGGAGAAGAUGGGCAACACAUUGCCGACUACCAGUCUUUUGCAGUUACCAUGGCCACGUCUUUGGUCAUUGUGGUCAGUGUGCAGAUAGCCUUGGAUACCAGUUACUGGACUGUCAUUAAUCAUGUCUUCAUCUGGGGAAGCAUUGCUACCUAUUUCUCAAUUUUAUUUACAAUGCAUAGUAAUGGCAUCUUUGGUGUCUUCCCAAACCAGUUUCCAUUUGUUGGAAAUGCAUGGCAUUCCUUGACCCAGAAGUGCAUCUGGCUUGUUAUUCUCUUAACAACAGUGGCUUCAGUUAUGCCAGUGGUGGCAUUCAGAUUUUUGAAGGUGGAUUUAUACCCAACCUUGAGUGAUCAGAUCCGCAGGUGGCAGAAGGCUCAAAAGAAGGCAAGACCUCUAAGUAGCCGAAGGCCUCGGACCCGCAGGUCAAGCUCAAGAAGAUCUGGAUAUGCUUUUGCUCACCAAGAAGGCUAUGGAGAGCUUAUUACAUCUGGAAAAAAUAUGCGAGCUAAAAAUCCACCGCCAACAUCAGGGUUGGAAAAGACACUUUAUAAUAGCACUAGCUGGAUUGAAAAUUUAUGUAAGAAAACCACAGACACAGGGAGCAGCUUUAGCCAGGAUAAAACAGAGAAAUUGUGAGUCAAGAUAAAUUUGAACUAUACAGUUAUCUUUUCACUUCAGGUGGAGCUGAAAAUUCAGCUGGCUCGAAUUUGGGAGCUGGGACUAGAGGUGGGGCAGGUUGCCCCACUUGAUUUCAAUCUGUGCCAGACAGCUGCCGGUGCCCAUCAUGAAGGUGUGUGCUCCACGGAAAACUAAGCCAGAUGGUGACUGUCUAAUUUGUGAUUUGGUCAACAAAAUCCUCACAGUACAAGCACAGUUUUGUUUUUGUUUUUGUUUUUUAAAUCAACCUAGAUUCCAAAUUAACCUGAAUUUCAAAGUCUUAUUUAUGGAGAAAAACUUGUAAAUUUGUGUAGACAUUGAAUGAAUACUCAGGUAGAUAAAAGGAUGCAUCUCAAAGGUGUGUAUCCAAGUUGAAAAGCAUGCUGGUUGACAGAUAAACACGUCUGUGGAGGAGGAGCAGCCUUUCCCAAGGUACAUGUUCAAGAUUUAGAGCGUGUACUAUGGUACUUUCAUGCUAUGAGUUGUGUGUCACUGUUUAGUCUGAUGUCCACCUGCCUGUUCAUACAGGACAGCAAAUCACUUUCAUGCAUGAAGAAUAGAAAACCAUGUUUGUCUCCUCAUUUUUCUACCAGUCUAGGGACAAAGUAGACUGAGUAUCUUACAGCUGGGUCAGCUGGCAAUUUGGUCAAAGAGCUUUCAAACUGAAGGCACAAGUUCAUGAAAUGUCAAAGAGAGGCUCUCUAUGAAGUAUUCUAAACACUUUUCAAUGGCUUUUAUAACUUCAGCAGUAAUUUGCUGAGCAUCACCCAGACCAUGAAUGGAAUCAGCAAAGCAUUGAAAUUUCACAUUUUGAUAGUAUUCUGUAUCAUCUAUGAGCAAACACAUUCAACAUUUCCAGUUUUAAAAACUUCAGAACUGGAGUCCUCGCAAGAUAGCGUUGGUGGUCAGAUGCGCUUCGUGAGGGACAGAUGAUGCCUGAAUGCUGAAGGAGAAACCUUCCAGAGAACCAGCACAAAGAUUCUAAGCGGCGACCCUGAAACUAAUUAAUCCUCCUAAAUCUUAAAACCUGAGGAUGACAUAGAACAAGCAUAAAUUUACAAGAAGCAAAGGAAGAAAACAUAUUUAUCUGGGAACAUUUCAGCUACACUUUUGACUUGGUAACUGUUCUCCCCCUCAAAAAUCAAGAGUUUGGGAGAGGCGGAGCAAGAUGGCAGCCGAGUAACAGCUUCCCUGUGUCUGGGCACCGUGAGUCUGGGGAUAUAGGACUCCAGGCAUCUCUGGCUGGUGGGAUCUGCCUAUCAUCACCCCUGAGAGGAUACAGGGUGUCAGCGAGAGACUUCUGGACCCCAAGAGGAGGACUAAAACAGUGGAAAACCGGCAAGUGGUCGCGUGUGUUCAAUCUGUCUAAACCCGCCCGCAACUGUAAGUUCAGUAGCAGCGAGACUGCAAACCAGAAAGGCCUUACCUGUGAACUGUUUUGGUGUCUUUGGACUUGGCACUCAGCUGAACUGCCUUGGGGAGAGCCUGAGCGGCAGUGCGGAGAACUUGGGCGUUGUCUAGGGCCCCAGUCUGAGCCGCUGAGCCAGACGGAGCUAAUAGAGUUUGGCUCUGGGUCAUAGGCAAUCAUUGUGAGCGAUCUGCCCCGGCAGGCUCUGCCCUCAGGGUCGCAGAGCUGGAAUUGGGUGGGAGCUGGUAACCUAGCGACCAAGUAGCCUAAGGGCGGGGUCUGAGCCGCCUUGCAGCCCUAACCCUCGGGGGCAGAGGGAGACCAGUUUUGACACACAGGGUAAGUGGAUAGCCACUUCAGCAGUGAUUCCAGCGACAAGCACUUCCCUGAGAAAGCUUCUGCUCAUCCACAGGCACGAGAACUUAAAGAGCAAGAGGAAGUGAAAGGAAAAUUAGGGCAAGGAAACAGAUAAAAGAAAUCACCCAUGAGGAAGAAUCAGCAGAAAAGUCCAGGCAACAUGAAGAAGCAGUCCAGAACAACCCCGCCAAGGGACCAUGAGGUAGCUACUGCAGAGGAUACCACCUAUACAGAAAUGUUAGGAAGGACAGAAAGGGAAUUUAGAAUACACAUGUUGAAAACAAUGAAAGAAAUGAUGGAAACAAUGAAGGAAACUGCUAAUAAAGUGGAAAAUAACCAAAAGGAAAUCCAAAAACAGAAUCCAAUAAGAGAUGAACGAUAUGAAGAAUAUAAAAAGGAUAUAGCAGAGCUGAAGGAAAUGAAACAAUCAGGGAACUUAAGGAUGCAAUGGAAAGUAUCAGCAACAGGUUAGACCAUGCAGAAGAAAGAAUUUCAGAGGUAGAAGACAAAGUUUUUGAGAUAACUCAGAUAGUAAAAGAGGCAGAAAAGAAGAGAGAGAAAGCAGAACGUUCACUGUCAGAAUUAUGGGACUUUAUGAAGCGUUC
Molecule: messenger RNA, 6478 nt
Organism: Nycticebus coucang (slow loris)
Lineage: Eukaryota; Metazoa; Chordata; Mammalia; Primates; Lorisidae
Gene: ATP8B4
Product: ATPase phospholipid transporting 8B4 (putative)
Exons: 25
Coding region: 776-4087 (1103 amino acids)
Biological process (GO): phospholipid translocation; Golgi organization
Cellular component (GO): plasma membrane
Molecular function (GO): magnesium ion binding; ATP binding; ATP hydrolysis activity
Source: RefSeq, a predicted model, not a curated record